Molecule: messenger RNA, 3951 nt
Organism: Coregonus sp. 'balchen'
Lineage: Eukaryota; Metazoa; Chordata; Actinopteri; Salmoniformes; Salmonidae
Source: the annotation of a GenBank genome assembly
AAUGGCACAGAAAGAGAAGCUCCAAAGUCUGAAGGAUUUCCACAAGGACACGCUGAAGCCUUCGCCAGGGAAGAGCCCGGGCACGCGGCCGGAGGAUGAGGCCGAGGGCAAGCCCAUCCAGAGGGAGAAGUGGGCCAGCAAGCUAGACUUUAUCUUGUCCGUGGCUGGAGGCUUUGUCGGUUUAGGGAACGUGUGGCGCUUCCCGUACCUCUGCUAUAAGAAUGGUGGAGGUAGGCAUUCAAAUGAACAUGGGCCCUUUUUCCAUAGAAACAGGUCUUAAAGUGGGGGGUCACUUAAGUUAGGAAAUCGUUAUCAGGAACCUUCAAAGAAGUCAACUCAGGGACUGCAAUUACAGGAUUUUGCCUUGUGAAAUGGCUGUGGGUAGGCACAUACUGUAGACCCUGACAUUUGUACGCUAACUGUCUCUCUUUCUCUCCUUCACCCAGGUGCGUUUCUCAUCCCUUACACCAUCUUCCUGUUUGGUGGAGGCCUGCCGGUGUUCUUCCUGGAGGUGGCUCUGGGCCAGUAUACCUCUGAGGGAGGCAUCACCUGCUGGGAAAAACUCUGCCCCAUCUUCACAGGUGAGUCACCACACUGCUUCCCAUUGUCCCAAUACCAUUCUCCCAUAUUGCCCUUAGACCAGUCAUCAUCAGGGAAAGGAGGCAGGGAAAGGAGGCGGUGUAAGCCUUCUUGGGCAUGGUGUGAUGUACUGUAGGUGGUAACGUCAGAGACGGAGAAAGGGAUUAAUGAAGAGCCUAAACACUGCAGCGUUUCCGUUAGCAUUGCUUAGGCGGGGCCUGCUCUGUGCCAAGCCUGCUCCGUGCCUGCUUAGUGAUGUGUCCCAUCAUAGGAAAAAAAAUCAAAAAUGAAAAUGAUGUUGCCAGCCUUUGAGCUAGCCUUGAUGUUCUUUGCGUCCUGCUUAAAAAACUACAUCCAGUGACAAUACCCAGACUGUAGUUAGUUCUGUUGUUCUGACUGCUCUUGCAAAACUCCAUAACAGCACUGAUUAUGAUGUCUGUGGGCUGCUAGACUCAGUAUGUACACAUCGAGGUGUCCCUCGAUGUGUACAUUUUUACAUUGACAUUUUUAGUCAUUUAGCAGACGUUCUUAUCCAGAGCGACUUACAGUUAGUGAGUGCAUACAUUUUCAUACUGGUCCUCGGUGGGAAACGAACCCACAACCCUGGCGUUGCAAGCAACAUGCUCUACCAACUGAGCUACACGGGACACACUUACUUACACUGGACCACACUCACUUCAUUCAUUAACCAGCUCUGUGAUGUGUAAAAUACAUUAUUUAGCAUAGCAUGAGGAGCAGCCUGGUCCCAGAUCUGGAUGUGCUUCAGCCAAUUUAUCUGACUAUGCUUUUGUCAUGCAUGAUGAUUUGACUGAAGCACAUAACCCUACUGAUCUGGGACCAGGCUAAUUGUGGAUUGCCUAAUUUACAUUAGAGACUGGACGUGGUCAAACACCAAACACUGAACACUCACCAAACAUUGAGACUGGCCUAUUUUUGGCAGGUAAAUACAUACACACGCACACGUACACAUAUUUGCAGCCUUGGGUGUGUAAAGGAAUGCUGAGUUCCGUGUUACCAUGGAGUAGAGAAGAGCGAGCGCUCCGUAAGUUAUCUAUCGAUGGGAUCUGUGUAGGUCCGAUGGAUGGAUAUUAGCAUGAUGUUGUUAUUGCAGUCCUGGCGUCAGGUUAUGGCCCUACAACAUAUCUCCUUAUCAGUCAGGAUUUUCACUGUAAUAUACUAUAGGCAGACCAGUUGUAUCACGCAGACCAGUAAGUAGUAAGACAGCUGAAGAUAACAAAGCAGCAAUAGACCCCCUUCAGCUGUUUUAACACUAGUGAAGGCUCGCAGCCAUGAGCUGCUAUUCCAAGAAAGAAACAGUUGAAGACAAGGGCUGGGAGUGCAGCCGAUCUUUAGCAGCUGUCGAUGAGCUUGACUAAUCAAGGAGUGCUGAGGCAGCUGCCUGUCUGACCGUCAGGAUGUGUGAACUGGCACACACAUGCACGUGUGCACACGCACGCACACACACACAGACUACAGAGAGACAGACGCCCACAGGUGACCUAUAGGUGGCUUCCACUGUCCCUUUUAGUCUUUUAUUACACCUUCAGAAGGCCUGCCGGCCUCACCUACCACACACACAACCACGGAUUAAUUUGUCUAACAGUUUGCGUGUGAAAUGUGGGGGCUGAGAAGGGGGGAAAGGGGGGAGAGAGGGGGUUACCGGAGGUGACGCCAGUCUAAAAAUAGUUCAGAGGAGUGGAAGCGUACAGGGGAUUUCUGUAUCUAGACGGGGACCAAUGUCAUAUCUAAAAAUAACAUACAAACACUAAGGUCUUUAUAACCGUAGUUAGUACACUCAAGCCAGGGAAACAUCCUCUCUUUGAAAUAGGAGUGCACUGAGUUGUGAACCAUCCGAGUCAGUAGAUUCGUUUCCAUUGGUUAUAUAUAAAUCUCCUCAAAAGGCACUAGAUCAGUGUUCACUGAAGUGCUUCAGCUCCAAUGUUGGCUUUACAUGUUGUCGUUUACAAGGAGAUUCAGUGUCACAUACUGUAGCCCAUAUGACACUGUUUUGCUAUUGAUUGAAUUAUUUCUCUUCUCUGUAGGUAUUGGCUACGCCUCCAUUGUGAUCGUCUCUCUCCUGAACAUUUACUACAUAGUGAUUCUAGCCUGGGGACUCUACUACCUAUUCCAGUGCUUUCAGCCGGAGCUGCCCUGGGCCAAAUGCAAUCAGCCAUGGAACACAGACCGGUGCGUGGAGGACACAUUCCGCAAGAACAAGACCCUGAUGCUGGCUGCCAACAUCACCAACUUCACCUCCCCCGUCACUGAGUUCUGGGAGUGAGUUCUCACUGUCCGACAGCUGGGCUAACUCUGUUCUGACACACACAGACAAACACACACAGAGAAAAGCAGAAAAGCCUACACACAAGCAUACACAAAUCCAUACACACACAUGCAACCAUGCACACACGCACACGCAUGAGCACACACACACAUUCUGUCCACAUAUACAAAUCAAAUCAAAAGGUAACAAACAAGGUAACAAACAAACUCAAAUAAAACAGACAAACAUAAACACUACAGAUACUGUGCCUCUUCCUUAUUUGCUGUAAACAUAUAUGUUUGGAUUGGCAACAUUUCCAGAGCAGAAAGCACACUGAACUUUAAUAAACUCCCCCUCAGUCAUGAGGUUCAUUAUAUCUUUAAAUUGGAUCUUUCACUGCACUAUAUUUGGAUCAAGGGGUAUUAUCAUUUUCCUUUUCUCUUAAAAGUCCUGCCAAAUUUGUAUACUCUUGGGGAGCCACAAUCACUUAACUUCAAAUCACAGUUUACUGUAAGAUAAUGCUUAUUUACAUUUGGUCAACACAAAAUCCAACAGCAUAGAUUAUAUCUACUUUCUACCAUAUCCAUGGGCCAGACACUGAUGAGGUAGAAUAUCCCACAGAAAUAUAACACAUAGAAUGAAAAGAACAUACUGUCAUCUCUUAAUAUUCUCUCAGGGCACAGUACAUUCAGACCAAGGAGGAGCUAGAGCAGAGGAGGGUUGGUGAAAACUAAACCUCACCAGACACGUUAUUGCUUUUCAUUGCUUUGAUGUAACCCCUGUUGGCAGGAAACCUUGGUCAGGACCCACAGGAAUUAUGAUGUCACACUUGCCCUACUUAAAAAAUCAAUAAUAAUUGUAGAGCGAGAAACGUACUGUACUGUACCAUGCAGGGGUCUACAUAGGCUUACAGUUCCAUCAGAGCCUCUCCCUAAAGAUAGUCAUUGACCUGUAUCCUGUCUUUUCCCUCCCUCCAAAGACGCAACGUGCUGAGCAUCUCUUCUGGGAUCGACGACAUCGGGCCCCUAAAGUGGGACCUAGCCCUGUGUCUCCUGGCAGUAUGGAUCGUCUGCUUUUUCUGCAUCUGGAAGGGAGUCAAGUCCACUGGG